Molecule: messenger RNA, 3109 nt
Organism: Ictidomys tridecemlineatus (thirteen-lined ground squirrel)
Lineage: Eukaryota; Metazoa; Chordata; Mammalia; Rodentia; Sciuridae
Gene: Cnga2
Product: cyclic nucleotide gated channel subunit alpha 2
Biological process (GO): monoatomic cation transmembrane transport
Cellular component (GO): plasma membrane; intracellular cyclic nucleotide activated cation channel complex
Molecular function (GO): cGMP binding; intracellularly cGMP-activated cation channel activity; intracellularly cAMP-activated cation channel activity
Source: RefSeq, a predicted model, not a curated record
CCAGUAGGCAAGCUUCUCCACUGGGCCUGUGGCACUGUAGGCCAGAGUCUUGAGCUCACCUGAACUCUGACCAUGAACUCUUCUGGGUUUCUGCCAGCUUUCCCUGCUGGUAUCAGGCAGGGUGAAAUGGCCCUGUAACUGGGAAGCUACCAGCUGUAUCAUCAGGGGCUGGGUGACUCCCACUGCCUGGAGGACAGAAGUAGAAGGUCUCUUCUGGCUUCAGGUGCUCAUGAGCCCCCUCCAGGGUUUCUCUCUGAUUGGAGGCUGUGUGGUCGGAUGGAUGGAUGCUGACUGCGGCCCCAGGACUCCCUGCCUCUGAAGUCAUCUGAUUGGUAAGAGCCCUGGUUGUACAUGGAGAAUGACUGAAAAAUCCAAUGGUGUGAAGAGUGCUACAGCCAAUAACCAUCAUGAACCCCCUGCCAUCAAGGCCAAUGGCAAAGAUGACUGCAGGACCAGCAGCAGGCCACAGUCUGCGGCUGAUGAUGAUACCUCCUCUGAAUUGCAGAGGCUGGCGGAGAUGGACACCCCACGACGGGGAAGGGGUGGCUUCCGAAGGAUCGUCCGCCUGGUGGGGGUCAUCAGAGACUGGGCCAACAGGAAUUUCAGGGAGGAGGAAGCGAGGCCUGAUUCAUUCCUCGAGCGCUUUCGUGGGCCUGAACUCCAGACCGUGACGACACAGCAGGGGGAUGGCAAAGGCGACAAAGACGGCGAGGGAAAGGGCACCAAAAAGAAAUUUGAACUAUUUGUCUUGGACCCAGCUGGGGACUGGUAUUACCGCUGGCUCUUUGUCAUUGCCAUGCCUGUCCUGUACAACUGGUGCCUGCUGGUGGCCAGAGCCUGCUUCAGUGACCUACAGAGAGGUUACUUCCUGGUGUGGCUGGUACUGGACUACUUCUCAGAUCUGGUUUACAUUGCAGACCUUUUCAUCCGAUUACGCACAGGUUUCCUAGAGCAGGGGCUGCUGGUCAAAGAUACCAAGAAACUGCGAGACAACUACAUCCACACCCUGCAAUUCAAGCUGGAUGUGGCUUCCAUCAUCCCCACAGACCUCGUCUAUUUUGCUGUGGGCAUCCAUAGUCCUGAGGUGCGCUUCAACCGCCUACUGCACUUUGCCCGUAUGUUUGAGUUCUUUGAUCGCACUGAGACUCGCACCAGCUACCCCAACAUCUUUCGUAUCAGCAACCUGGUGCUUUACAUUUUGGUCAUCAUCCACUGGAAUGCAUGCAUCUACUAUGCCAUCUCCAAGUCCAUUGGCUUUGGGGUUGACACCUGGGUCUAUCCCAAUAUCACUGACCCUGAAUAUGGCUACCUGGCUAGGGAAUACAUCUACUGUCUUUACUGGUCCACACUGACCCUCACCACCAUUGGGGAGACACCUCCCCCUGUAAAGGAUGAGGAGUACUUAUUUGUCAUCUUUGACUUCCUGAUUGGUGUCCUCAUCUUUGCCACCAUCGUGGGAAAUGUGGGCUCCAUGAUCUCCAACAUGAAUGCUACCAGGGCAGAGUUCCAGGCCAAGAUUGAUGCUGUCAAACACUACAUGCAGUUCCGCAAGGUCAGCAAGGAGAUGGAAGCCAAGGUCAUUAAGUGGUUUGACUACCUGUGGACCAAUAAGAAGUCAGUGGAUGAGCGGGAAGUUCUCAAGAAUCUGCCAGCUAAGCUCAGGGCUGAGAUAGCCAUCAAUGUCCACCUUUCCACACUCAAGAAAGUGCGCAUCUUCCAGGAUUGUGAAGCUGGCUUGCUGGUAGAGCUGGUACUGAAGCUUCGCCCUCAGGUCUUCAGCCCCGGGGAUUACAUUUGCCGUAAGGGGGAUAUUGGCAAGGAGAUGUACAUCAUCAAGGAGGGCAAGUUAGCGGUGGUGGCUGAUGAUGGUGUGACUCAGUAUGCUCUACUAUCUGCUGGGAGCUGCUUUGGAGAGAUCAGUAUCCUUAACAUUAAGGGCAGCAAAAUGGGCAAUCGGCGCACGGCCAAUAUCCGCAGCCUGGGCUACUCAGAUCUCUUCUGUUUGUCCAAGGAUGAUCUCAUGGAAGCUGUGACUGAGUACCCUGACGCCAAGAAGGUUUUGGAGGAGAGAGGUCGGGAGAUCCUGAUGAAGGAGGGGCUGCUGGAUGAGAAUGAGGUGGCAGCCAGCAUGGAGGUGGAUGUGCAGGAAAAGCUAGAGCAACUGGAGACCAACAUGGAGACCUUGUAUACGCGCUUUGCCCGCCUGCUGGCUGAGUACACAGGGGCCCAGCAGAAGCUCAAGCAGCGCAUCACAGUUCUGGAGACCAAGAUGAAACAAAAUGAGGAGGAUUACCUGUCAGAUGGCGUGACCAGCCCAGAGCCAGCUACUGCUGAGGAGCCAUGAGGGUGCGAGCCCAAUGGCCUCUGCAGCCUUCCUUGCCUUGACCCCAGGAGGUAGAAGAGCUGUCUAGAUUUCCAGAUUCAUAUGCAUUACAUCUCUUUCCCUCUGAAUUCUCCCCAAAGCCUCUUCAAAGCUCAUGAUUUUGGUCUAAACAUCCAGGGGUACCCCUCUGAGUGUAGCUAACAGUCAAGCUUGUGGACAGUAGAGACCAUGUUGGCUGCAUUUCCAGGAGCUUCAGCCUGCCCAAGUCUGAGGAAUGAAGAGAGCAGCAGCUGAACUGUCCUUUAGGAGUCUGUCCUGGGACUGGAGGUGUGGACAAUGAUCUGCUCUGAAGAAGCCCAUCCAAAGAAUGGCAUGCUCUCUGCUGCUCUCUUACCCCUCUCUAGCUCAUCUGUAUGUAGCCACUCUGCUCUUUUGAUUAGCCUGUCUCUCUGCCAGCCAAGAGUGGCAUCUCUGAAGUCCUCUCUGGACCAGGAGAUGAUGGUGCUUCUGGUUUCUGGUCCAUUCCAGGAAAGGGAGUGAGGAGUGAGGCAACUGACAAUCAUCCAGUGAGCAAUGCCACCUGGAGAAGGAGGUGGCUGGCAGCUCUAGUCAUCACCCCUCUAUGCAGAGCAUUUCAAAAGAAGACUUGAAGGCUGGUGGUGGGAGGGAUACUCUAGUUCAUAUGUGCUUUAGCAGCACUUGAAGUUAAUAAAUUACUUUCAAUUAUUUGUGGUUAUUGCUCAGCUCUUUUCUCCACAUUCUUUUCCUGUUCUUCCCUUUUAUUCA